Messenger RNA from Falco peregrinus (peregrine falcon), 1327 nucleotides. RefSeq names its product ostricacin-2-like. Gene Ontology annotation, molecular function: CCR6 chemokine receptor binding; chemoattractant activity. NCBI's taxonomy places the organism in Eukaryota, Metazoa, Chordata, Aves, Falconiformes, Falconidae. Gene Ontology annotation, cellular component: extracellular region. The record is from RefSeq and is a predicted model, not a curated record. The transcript has 2 exons. Bases 1139 to 1327 code for a protein of 62 amino acids. Gene Ontology annotation, biological process: defense response to bacterium; cell chemotaxis.
GGCAUCUGGGUACAAGUGAUCCCUGGCACGUUUGUAGCGGUCUGAAGACCCAGACCUUCCCUUGUCAGGCAAGUAACUAUGGGCUGUCUUUCAGGCUGACCACCAUUCAAUCUCUCUGUUGAAGUUCCAUCAUAGUGGAACCAUCUAAAUGGUUGGUUAUAUCUGUUCACAUAAUGAUGUAUCUGAGCUUUCUAGAGAAAAAUAUAAAUUGAAAAUACGAAUCCUUUCCAAUUAGAGCUUGGAAUCUGCUGAAACAGGGGAAACCUGGCACAGGAGAGAUUGGAAAGUUUCUGUGGUGUUUGAAGAGGGACACCAGGGUCUUCUGUUUGGGAUAGUGGGAAUUCUAUAACUUGGAGGAGCCACUUUCCAUUCAGCAGUACAGUUUCCAUUCUUUCAGCCUUCAGUUAACUCGAAAGGUUGUGUUUUCCUGAUCUUUGGACACUGAGACAUUUCUUUCUCUUCUUGUUCCUAACUGGGGACCUGCUGCACAGAAUUAUUUCAUGACUUAGCUUUACUAUUGCUCUUGUAUUGGCCAUUGGCACAAGUAUCUCCAAAGUGUGCAAACCUUCUCUACUUUGCCUUUGGUAAGGGGACGCAGAAGCAGGAGAGCACAGACACUAAGUGUAACCCUUAUCUAAUGAGUACAGUGGAAAGCAUACCUAUUAUUUCCCUUUGAUUCUGUUUCCCUAUUUAUAUUUUUACAAACUAUAUAGUAUUUAUAUUUAGGUCUGUUUUAGAGACAAGUGUGCCACGUGUAAGGCCCAAGGUACUUAAGUUUUCUGACUGCAUUCUCUUAAUAGCAUCAGCUGCCUUUUUACUUAAAACAGCACAGAUCACCAGACUGAAGAUUUAGUCUGUGUUUGGGAGAAAGCUUAAGGAAGAUGACUGAAAUAUAUGUGUUUAGGUACUGCAUUGCCUGAAACUUCCUGAACCAUUUGCAAGCUAUUCAGGAAGCUGCAUAUGUAGCUGUUGUUCUUGUCAGUAGGCAGCUGACAACACCAUCUUCUUUUGUUCAGGAUAACACAUCUGCAGUUUGGUAUAGCACCCUGCCUAGGCUUCAACACUGCCUGGGGUCCCCCAGUGCCCUUGUUGCUUUGGUAUCUCCCCUGAAGGUGAAGACCUGUGAGAGGCGUCAGCCAUGAAUCUCCUGUAUGUACUCUUCCCCUUCUUCAUCCUGCUGGUCCAGGGUGCUGCAGAUGCAUCUCUGGAUCCAGGAAAUGAAGAUCAAUGUAAGCAAGAAGGGGGAGUCUGUAGUUUUUUGACCUGCUAUCACCCUUAUUACAUCUUUGGAAGGUGUUCAACAUUUAUGGUCUGCUGUAAAAAGUAA